CGACACGACACGACUCCAACCCGCAUCUCGAAUUCGAAUUUGGCCUCUUCACUUCCCAUGUCCCGGUCAUGGCGCAUUGAACUAUGGAUGGCGCCAAGGUAACCCCGGGGCGGACGGCAUGUCUGUAUAUUGGUGCAGCCGUCCUGCGCCUUGUCAUUUUCACGCUUCUUCCCGGACUCCCGGAUCUGCUGACCGGCCGCGUCGAGAUCUCGACUCCUGUCACGAGCUUCAAGCGAUUACAGGAAGGCCUCUUUUUAUACAACCAUAAUGUCUCUCCCUACGACGGCGGUGUCUACCACCAGGCGCCACUCCUCCUUCCUCUCUUCUCGCUACUCCCGAGCAUCACGCGCCUCCCGAUCUUUACCUACCUCCUCUACAUCGCCGUGGAUUUAUUAAGCGCCAGCGCGCUGUGGCGGAUUGCAGACUCUGGUGAAGCGGGCUCGUCCGCUCUGUUUACCUCGCCGCGCCGGGAGAAGCGAUGGAGCGGGCUGGUUAUUGCUGCAGUUUUCCUCUUCAACCCCUUCACCGUGGCAACAUGCCUCGGACGGUCAACUAGCGUAUUUACAACCUGCGCCAUUCUCCACGCCGUCGCCAAGGCCGUGUCGGGGGCGCCUUUCGGCGCCAUGGUCGCCAUCUCCUUCGCUAGCUACCUCUCCAUGUACCCGCUGCUACUCCUCCCGCCGCUCGUCCUCCUAUCCUAUGACAGACAGCACUCCGGGCGGGCCAUCAAAUCUGCCCCCAAAUUCGCCGCCAUCUGCGCAUCCACCGUCGCCGGCGUACUAGCAGCGCUCUUCCAGCUGUCGUACCUCGUCACCGGCUCGUGGGAGUUCCUGCCGUCGACCUACGGCGUGCAGCUGACGCUCUCGGACCUGACCCCCAACGUGGGGCUCUGGUGGUACUUCUUCAUCGAGAUGUUCGACUCGUUCCGCUCCUUCUUCCUCGCCGUCUUCUGGCUGCACCUGUCGAGCUACGUCGGCGGCCUGACGGUGCGCAUCCGCCGCCAGCCGCUGGUCGCGCUCACCCUGAUCCUCGGCAUCUUUGCCAUCUUCAAGCCGUAUCCGAGCAUCAGCGACGCCGCGCUGUUCCAGGCCAUGGUGCCGCUGUACCGCCACGUGUUUCCGCUGAUGCGGUACACCUUUGUCAGCACGGCCGUCAUCAUGUACGCGACCUGCCUCGGGCCGGCGUUUUACUAUCUGUGGAUCUACGCCGGCAGCGGAAACGCGAACUUCUUCUACGCCAUCACGUUGGUGUGGAAUUUGGGGCAAAGUCUGCUGGUGUGUGACUUGUUGUUUGCUGUGUUGAGGGAUGAGUGGGAGGUGGAGAGGCCUGAGAUGGUGGGCAAGGAAAUUCGACAGAUAUAGAACGAGCUUCUGGAGCUCCAAGAUGAUCAUUGACUGCCCUGCAACUGAGAUUAUAGAGAAGAAGUCUACAUGAUCCCCAUAGAAGCGAGGGCACGGUCUAGAUUCGACGUGAAUACAGUCUGCGAAUCUCCGUUACACCCCAGUAGUUGGUGCUAUGGGCGGGAGGGCGUUGAGACGCCGGCGUUUUACACUAUAUUAUUAGCCUCCGAUAUGCCAACCGUAGAGUUUGAAGUUGUCCCAAUUCAAGUACUCUUCCCCCAUUUCACAAGUUCCAGGGCACGGGACACCCCG
This is a messenger RNA of Chaetomium fimeti, 1652 nucleotides long. Its product is annotated as GPI transamidase subunit PIG-U. Lineage: Eukaryota; Fungi; Ascomycota; Sordariomycetes; Sordariales; Chaetomiaceae. Gene Ontology annotation, cellular component: membrane; GPI-anchor transamidase complex. The record is from RefSeq and is a predicted model, not a curated record. Gene Ontology annotation, biological process: attachment of GPI anchor to protein. The transcript has 3 exons. Bases 84 to 1361 code for a protein of 425 amino acids.